AUGUCCAAAACAUUAUUAGCUUUAGGUACAAUCGCACUCCUCGGAACACUUAUGAUGGUGAAUCAACCAGAAUAACUUGAUUUCGCCUCAAAAUAUCAAACAUUCAAAUAGAAAUUCGGAAAGGUUUAUUCUUAAACUGAAGAUGCCUACAGAAUGGCUGUCUACACAUAGAAUGUCUUAUAUGCUGAAUCAGUCAACUUGUAAUAAGGAAAAAGAGUGUUCGGUGAAACUAUCUUCUUCGAUUUAACAAAAGAAGAAUUCGCUGAAACUUAUUUGACCCUUAAAAUCACAUAAGAAGAUUUGAAUUUGGAAAGAAUCCCAGCCAAGAAUAUCUCAGCUGCUGAAAAGAUUGAUUGGUCAUAAAAGGGAGCAGUCACCGAUGUUAAGGACUAAGGAUAAUGUGGUUCAUGCUGGACAUUCGGUACAACAGGAGUUUUGGAAGGUUUCUUCUUCAAAACCACUGGUGAAUUACCAAACUUAUCAGAAUAAUAAUUGUUGGAUUGCUCAACCUUCUAAGAUUUCAAUCUUGGAUGCAAUGGUGGUCUCCCAUACAGAGCCUUACAAUAUGUCAAGAGAAGUGGUAUCACAACUCAAGCUGCUUAUCCAUAUAAAGGAGUUUAAGGAUCAUGCCAAAUCAAGGGAGGUGCUUAUCGUAUUAAGGGAGCUGUCUAAUUAGAAGCCACUGAAGAAGCUUUGAUCUCAUAUCUUAAUGAAGGACCAGUUUCAGUUGGAGUCGAUGCUACCAACUGGUAAUAUUAUAACCCAUCAGACGAAAAAGUCUUCAGCACUUGCGAUUCAAGCUUAAAUCAUGCAGUCUUGGCUGUUGGUUAUGACAAAAAUUCAUUGAAAAUCAAGAACUCAUGGAGUGCUUAAUGGGGAGACAGGGGAUACAUCCACUUAAAGAGAGAUGGAAACACUUGUGGAGUUUAUAACACCAAUGUUGUUGUUGUCUGAACAAAUUAAUAAUUUAUAUUUCACAAAGUAAUUUAU
Messenger RNA from Paramecium tetraurelia, 990 nucleotides. RefSeq lists its product as uncharacterized. The record is from RefSeq and is a predicted model, not a curated record. Gene Ontology annotation, cellular component: lysosome. NCBI's taxonomy places the organism in Eukaryota, Ciliophora, Oligohymenophorea, Peniculida, Parameciidae. Gene Ontology annotation, molecular function: cysteine-type endopeptidase activity. The transcript has 2 exons.